GCGCAGCGCGGUUGGCGGUUUGGUAAGCGAGCGGAUGUUGUCUUGUGAGGAGUCCCGGGGGAGGAUCCUAUCCAGUGCCUGCGUUAUCCGGGAUCCCGCUAUUGGUGACCUGCGCCCUACGACACAAAGGUCGCCGCUGCUGGCUCCUCCUCUGCCUGAAGCGGGGAGGGGAGAGACGCUUUCUGGAGCUGAAAGAGAUCGAGCGGGUUCGUGCCGGUCAGUGGCUGCAUCGUUGUGGGGCUUUCCCGCGACUGCCUUCAUUGCCAGGGCGACGCCGGAGCUCUGAGCGGUAAUGGCAUCAGCGGCUGAAGAAUUUACAGUGGACAACAACUUUUCACCUAAAGCUGGUACCAGCAAGUUGCAGUGGACAGUUCCUGCUGAUGCUUCUCCUGAUUCUAAGUGUCCUAUAUGUUUGGACAAAUUUGACAAUGUGGCAUAUCUGGGUCACUGCUUACAUAAGUUCUGUUUCCGAUGUGUACAGGAAUGGUCAAAAAACAAAGCUGAAUGUCCACUUUGCAAACAGCCAUUUCAGUCUAUCUUCCAUUCGGUGAGGGCAGAAAAUGACUUUGAGGAAUAUGUCUUAAGGCCCUCAUAUAGGAGCAUGACCAAGGAAUAUGUUCAAGGCUCUGUUGCUAGUCCUGAUGGGCGAAGAUUUCGCUACCGAACAACUAGCUGGAGAAGGGAAAGAAGUGCUUCUGCUUAUUCUCAAAGAAGUGCUUCUCUCAGAAGGACUGAAACACCACCUGACAAUGGAGUCCUGUUUGAAGGAUUGUCUGCUCCACCAAUACGACAGAGAGACAGUGGAAUUCAUCAUAUAUUGAGACAAGAAGGAAGAUCCUUGCGGAAAAUUCAAGAAUCAGAUAUGAUUAAUUUCAGAAGAACACUGUAUCGUUCUGGUAUUCGUGUUAGACAUAUUCAAGAUGGUGGCCGCUACAGGGAUAUUUCAGCUGAAUUUUUCCGUAGAAAUCCUGCUUGCCUUCACAGAUUAGUUCCAUGGUUAAAGCGCGAACUAACAGUUCUCUUUGGAACUCAUGGAUCUUUAGUCAAUAUUGUUCAGCACAUCAUCAUGAGUAAUGUUACUCGCUAUGACCUAGAGAGUCAAGCUUUUGUCGACGACUUAAAACCUUUUUUACUUAAUCGAACUGACCAUUUUUUACAUGAAUUCAUCAGUUUCGCUCGUUCUCCUUUUAACAUGGAGGCUUUUGAUCAACAUGCUAAUUAUGACUGUCCUGCUCCGUCAUAUGAGGAAGGUAGCCAGUCAGAUUCUUCAGUUAUUACCAUAUCUCCUGAUGAGGCAGAAAACCAAGAAUUAGAUGCUAAUGCUUUGACUGCUAGUCAAGCUCCCUGGGAUGAUGAAACUCCGGGGCCUUCAUAUUCAAGUUCAGAACAGGUUUAUGCAGCUGUGUCUUCUCCUUUAAAUACUUCUGACAGUUCAGAUGAAGAACUUGUAAGAAGUAGACCCCAUACUCCAAUGGGUAUAGUCGCCAAUCAGGACCUAAAUGAUGAUGCUGAUUCUUCAUCGGAUAAUUGUGUCAUUGUUGGAUAUGUUAAGCCAUUAGCCGAGAGAACUCCAGAACUUGUUGAAUUAUCUUCUGACUCUGAAGAAUCAGAAUCUGAGAAAAACGAGUCUCUGAAGAAGCCAGAUCCCAGCUCCAGUGACAGUGAUUUUAGUAGAUGCUCCUCUCCACAUUCAUUUGUUUCAAAAGAUGGCCAAAUAAAUAAAAGUCACUGUAAUUCUGAUACCUCACCUUCUGGUAGGAUACUUAGAUCAAAAAAGGAGAAACGAUCGGUUUCUUCAUCUCCCAGGGAUUUGAGCUCAUCUGUGACAAUAAUAUGUUCUCCAUGUAGUCAUAGAUUGUCCAAAAAGAGAGGACGAUCAAGAAGUUCAGAUUCAUAUUCUCAUGGCAGAGAUGGACGUGAGCGAAAGAGUUUUAGGAAACAUCAUGGAAAGAGACGGACAAAAAGCAGGCGAUCAAGAAGCAGAGAUAGCAGUCAACUUAAAGAUAGAAAAAACAAGAAAACAUCAAGAACUAGAGAUAACAGUUGGUCAAGAAAAAGUCAGACAAUAUCCUUAAGCAGUGAAAGCACUGUUUCGAGAGAGAGAAGCAGAUCAAGGUCUCGGAGCAGUGAUCAUGGAAAAAGAAGAUCAAGAAGCAGAGAUAGGGAACGAUACUAUUUAAGAAAUAAUUAUACAAGACGAUAUCAGUGGGAGUAUACUUACUAUAGCAGAAACAGGGAUGGCUAUGAAUCAUCAUAUAGAAAGAGAACUCUAGCUCAUUAUCCUCGACAAUCUUCUAGUCCGGAAUUUAGAAUUCAGACCUUUUCUGAACGGACAAAUGCUAGGAAGGAAAGUAGUCACAAUGAAAGGAGGCAUUACUACAGUGAAAGGCACAGGUCAAGGAGUCGGUCCAGUAAUAAAUCAAGAGAUGUAUCUGUAGGAUCUGACCGAGUGAGAUGUGAGAAGCCUGGAGGGAAACGAAAGUACAAAACUCGGCACUUGGAGGGUACCCAUAAAGAGACUGAACAAUCUUAUGAAGAUUCUUCCAAAGGAAAGGGAGAAUGUUUUGAGAAAUCUUCCAAGUUUGGUGAAAGCUAUAAAAAUGAGAGUGACAGCUUUUCAGAUAGAUCCAGUAAGGAUAGACACAAGAAGAGGAAAAAGAGAGCCCGGAGCUUAAGCGUAGAGAUUGUUUAUGAAGGCAAAACUACUGAUACAAAUAGACAUCAUAAAAAGAAAAAGAAAAAACACAGGAGGAGACAUAAGAGACAUCAUACAAGUAAUUCUUCACAAUCUUCUCCAAUUGUGAUUACAAUUGAGACUGAUAGUGACAAGGAACCAGAAGUGAAAGAAAAUAUUGAGUCUGACAGUCAUGCCACCUUGGUAACUCAGCAGAAUAAAAAAGAAUCUUCCUCUCCUGUCUUGGAGCCAAUUAAGAGGAAAGAUAGAUUUUCCCUAAAUGAUGGAAUUACUAUGCUGGACAAGGAAUGUGAAAUCACUUCUUGUAACGGUGAUUUGGAUAGUGUCACCAAGACUGUAGAUAAUCUUCCACUCCAAGAAACCUCAAUUGAACAGACUUCUGCUAUGAGAGAGAGCACCUUUGUUUCUGGUAUGGGCAACCUGCACAUUGACAUUGAAUCUAUACAGACUGAACCAUCUGUACACUUGCCAUCUCCAAAGACAUCAGUAAUAGACACUUCUCCAGAAAGACCAUCGUUAAUACUAAGACUGCCAAAACAUCUCAUAGAGAAAUCUUGUAUUGGUCCCGAAGAAAAGACAUAGCAUGUUUUACAUUUAAUUAAGAUAUGUAGAUAUGAAAUUUUCUGGUGAAGAUAUUUUUUCUUCCCUUUAAACUCUUAAAGUGAUUUUCAAGUUAAGGUUUUGUAAGAGCAUUUUAUUCAGAAAGUGAACAAAACUCAAAGAUAAGCACUUUUGAGUAAGAAAAAAAAAAACCUUGCUAACAGUUUAUUUAAAACUUGUAUUCUUUUUUCUAAAUAAAAAUGUAAAUUUUAGAAGUUGUAAUUCAUAAAGCCAUAUUGAAUUCUCAUUCUGGAAAAUAUUCAAUGGAUAUUUUGAAAUUAUGAUUUUUAAGAGAAUUAUUAUGGAGAUUUGCUUACAAAACUAUGAUGAGUAAAGAGUUACCAUUUUUUUUCUUUUCUUUUUUUUUUUUAAGAAAAUUUGUGUAAUUUGAAAAAAAAUCUUUAAAGGUUAAUUCAGACUAUUUUUUAUCUGCAUGAAUUAUUUUGAUUUCUGCCAAGAAGUAAGUUUUCAUGUUUUUUGUAUACAAGUCUAACUUGAUUGCUAAUGAAAUGAGUUCAGCAAAAAGCUCAAUAAAGCAAUAAUAUUUUAACCAAAAAAAAAAAAUCCACAAAUUUUCCACCAUAAUGUUUUUUCUAGCAUAGUGUAACAUGCUUGAAUCAAAGCUCAACCCUAGAAAAUGUUAGCCUUUUCUUUUCAUACUUAAUUUUCAAUGGUCUUUAAAAAGUUACUCAAAAUAUAAUAUUUUUGUCCUCCACCUAAAGAGCUUAGCAUUUAUUUUGUGAAAUAUUUUACCUUAGUUUGGUAUUACAUUUGAUUAUCCUCCAUAGGAAUUCAUUCUUGUCUCAUCCUUGUUUUAUAAUUGAGAAAAUAAUCAUUCAGAUUGAAUACAAAUUUAGAGGUUGAGCAGCCAACUCUAGAUUUUUUAUGAAUUUGACUUUUGAAUAAUAUUUCCUUCAGUUUGGAUAUUGAAUUAUAUAUCAUAUACAUUAUAAUGAUAACCAUAUAUUAUAAGAAUAAUAUAAAAGUGGAAAAUUAGUUUAGAGGUGGUAAUGAGAAACAAAAGCUUAAUAUUGAGUUCAUAAAGAAAAGUAGAAGAAAUAGAGGAAAAUUUGAUGUAAGCAAAAUUUUUAUUUAAAGGAAUGUGUUUUGAAAAUGAAAAAAUUUAAGGGUUUAUCUAGAAGAUAUUUUCCUCUAUCCAUGAUAGUUCCAUGUAAUUUUUCAAAUAAUUUCUUAGUAAUUUGGAUUCAGUGAUACAGCUUUUGAGUAUAAUUUGUGAUUUAAUAACCACCUUAUUUGUCCUUUGAAUAUAUUUCACUGAAAGGUCUGUAAAAUAACUAAAAUUACCUGCUGAAGGAUUUCUUUAGUACCUUUAUCCCUUUGUUUGACUUGUGUUAUAUAUAUCAGAUCUCCAUCUUUUCAUCCUCAUUGGUUUUAAAAGUAUUUUUCUUUCCAAUUAAUCAUCAUAUGUAAUUCUUGAUUUUUGUCACUUUUGUGCCCCUUAGUAACAAAGUUGGUCUUCUGUAGAAGCCAAUAUUUCGUUUUGUUUUAGCAGUAUUCUAUAGACCAUAUAGAUCAACAUACAUCAAGUGCCUACAUAGGGAAAUUGUCCUUUAGAGCUAGAAGAAUGUAUGAUAUGCAUAGUUCCUAAAUGUUAUGGAGUCUGGAGCCUUACAAGAAAAAGAGGAGAUAUGACAUAAAACAAAACUAUGACAUUAAGUGGAAUGUGACUACCUAAAUAUGUAGGACUCCAUAAUUUUCAUUUGAAGUCCAUAGAGGAAGAACCCUUUGAGUUGUCAUAAAGGAUGGGUAGGAUUUCAUUAGGUUUCAGAAAUGAGUAGGUAGUCCAGGUACAGGGAACAGUGUGAGCAUAAAAUGUGUAUAUGAAGAAUAUAAAUUUUUUUAAUUUAGCAUAUGACGAUUUAUUCCAGUUUAUUAAAACCUUUCUAGGAGAUAUCCAUUUGAGGAUUUAAAAGUCUUUUCCAGUUCACUAAUUUAAAUUGUAACAACAUUAGUUAAAAAUAAUAAGUUUUGUAACUUAAAGUAUCUUCCAUUUUCUCUAUUUUUCCCUUAUAAUUUUUGCUUUUGUGAAUUUUCUUCUGUAAUUACUUUAGAAUUCUAAAGGGAAAUUUAACUCUAUAUCAGAAAGAUAUUUAGCACUUUGAAAACUGAAGCAGAUGCUUAAUAUUUGAAUGGAAGUUAAGGAGAAAGUUUGUUCUGAUCCUGGCUCUAAGUUGUAUGACAUUAAGCCAAGUACUUACCUUCUCUAAACCUCAUUUUCCUCAUCUGUUAAAUGAGAAUAUUGAGUUAGAUCUUAAAACUUUUUUUGCUCUCAAGACCCCUUUACACAUUUAAAAAUUACUGAGGAUCCCAAAGAGCUUUUGUUUGUGGGUGGUUUCUUGAUUUUUAUGUGUUUGAAAUUAGCCUGAUAAAGUUUUAAAAUAUUUAUUAAAAUUAUAAUAAAUGUUACAUGUUGACAUGAAUAACAUUUUAAUGAAAACUAUUUUCCAAAACAAAAUUUAAUGAGGAGCAAUAUUCUUAUAUGCUUCUGCAUUGAUUUGUUGAGAAUAGACUGUUUUGAUUAAAGUGUAUGAAGAAAUGCAGCUUCACAGAUACAUAGUUGGGGAAGGGAGUAUUUUAAUAAAUAUCCAAUAUCUUAGUAUCAUGAAUUCAUUUUGAUGUUGCAGAUCACCUGAGAAAGUUGGGAUCUCCAGGGCUCUGUGGACACAUAGAACUACUGAUCUACAAGUUCUUUCCUAUUCCCUUUUAUUUAAAGACCUUUUUUUUUUUUUUUUCCCUAUUUGCCAAUCUCAUCAAAUGCUUUAGUUACUCAACACAAUGUCGUCCUCAUAUAAUAUUGAAAUUACCAAUUACUGGCAUUUAUAGAAUCAGAAUGAAGGGGGGGGGGGGCCUGUAGUCAUUAACUGAAACAAGAAUCCCCUUGAUAUCUCUGAGUGGUGGUUUUGUAGCUUCAUCUUGAAAAUCUUUAGUGAAUGGACUUCACUAAAUUCACCUCUUCCAACUUCCACUUUAAAUCUAAUGUUAAUUAUAUUGGCCAGCAGGUUUUAAUCUCGUUUUCAAUAUUUUCUAUCAGAAAAAGUCUCAUGAACAAAUUCAUUUUAACUGGCAAAGUUAUUUUAAACUCAAAAAUUAUGCUGCCACAGAAAUCAGUUUAACUUCUACCACCCAAUCCCUAUUAUUUCCAGUGAAGGCUUAUCAAGAUGAGUGAAAUUUAAGAUGAAGUUUGAUUUAUGAGAUCCUUGAGCUUGAAGGAAAUAGAACUUUGGGCAAAAAAAAAAGUCUGAUUUGUUUCAAGGAUAAUGUUCAGAAUAGCUUUAAGGCAGGAUCCUUCACAUAAAAAAUAAUCACAACUGGCUAGCGUAAAAAAAAAAAAUUUCAUGUGCCAAGGACUGCUACAGAUAGCUCACUUAAAGCUUACUACAACUUUGGGGAAUAGGUAAUGCUAUCCUUAUUUUACAAUUGAGGUUAAAUGACUUGCCCAGGUCAUACAACUUAGCAAGUAUCUAAAACUGAAUUUGAAUUUCAUGACUAGGUUAUCUAACUGCCUAUAAAAGCAGAAGACCGCAAAAUUUCAUGCAUUGGAUUCAAUUAUCUCAAUGCCUUUUCUGUCUUGCCCUCAUAUCCUUCACUCCAGAGUCAUUAGGCAUGGACUGGUCUUGAACAUUUAUAUAUUGAACACAGGCAUUUCUCAACAUGUCAAAAACAGCUUUUUACCCCAAAACACUUAAAUUGAACUGUCAUGUUUCUGUUACACCUUUACCCAGACUUGGAACCUCAGAAUCACGGUUUUUUCUUUAAUGAUUCAUCUGCAAUUAGUUGCCAAGCUUUACUCAUUCUUCCUCCAAAUUCUCUCACAUAUAACCCUUCACAUUGCCACUACUCAAAUUCAGGAUCUUCUCAUCUUGCCCAUAUCAUUGUAUAUUAUUCAAAUUGGUCUCAUUCUCCAUCUUUUAUACACAGUUUGUGAAAUUGAUAUUCCUUAUCAGUGAUAACAAGUAAUGUUAAACUCCUCUAUUUCAGUAGCUCUCUAAUACUGGAUUAAAAUAUAAGUUCCUCUUUUUGGCAAUUAAAAGCCACACAGCUUGUUUUCAACAGUUUUUCCGGACAUUUCAUCUUACCACCCUUAACACACUUAUGCUUUAAUUAAAGUGAAACAUAUCUAUAUUCUGUUGACUGCAUACAGUAGUCCAUUUUCUGCCUUCUUGCCUUUGCAUAGUCUGUUGCUUAUGCCUGAAAUGUUUUCUUAACUUUUCUCUGCCUUUUGAAAUCCCCCGAUUUCUUUCCUUAGGUGUAACAGUGCAAUUCUAUAGGUUUUUCUUUGGUAUUACUGGUUGUCACUGCUCUUUCAUCAGCCUCUGUCACUUUGUAUAUAAGUAAAACUUUGUAAAUAUUUUGCAUUUACCUGUAUAUAUGUUAUCUCCUUCACUCCUACCCCAGUAGAAUGUAAACUUGAAGGCAAGGCAGGUACUGUUUUUCAUUUUUUUGCUUUUUGAAUCUACAGUGCCUGGUACAUUGUUGGUGUUUAAAGUGCUUGUUAAAUUGAAUUGACUUUCCUAGAGGAUUGAGUAUGAUAGUUUUGACAGGAACCUAAGGAGAUAGCAGCUUUGGAACUUAACCCUCUCUGGAUUCCUGCCUAAACAUACCCACUCUUACCCACUAAUAUGUUCCUGUUAGCCAUGAAUCAAACUUAGGGUUUCAGAGCUAACAUGGUCACUUAACCAACUUUGGAAUCAUCAACUACAGUUCUUCUGAUAAGGUGGACGGUAGACCUUAACGUCUGCACUGAUUAUAAACAGGACCCGUGGGCUAUAUCAUUUGUUAAUGUUCUCCAUGCCCAAGUAUUGCCAUUUGCCCUGUGACCUUCCUGUAUAUGUCAUCUCCACCAUUAGAUUGUAAACUCCUUGAGAGCAGGACUGUCCAGCAUUUCUAUUUGUAUUCCCAGUAUUUAAUAUAGUACUUGAGACAAUAAGUUAUUAAUAAAUGUCUUUUCAUUCAUUCAUAAGCAUGUUAUUUCUCAGGGGAAUUUUAGGGGGGAGAUGACAGUUUGUUAUUCAGGUCAUGGGCAGUGGAUUUGUGACAGGGCUUUGCAUGAUCUGAUAAUUGUCAAUCAUCUAUAAUUAAGUAGAGGCCAUAGCAAAUUUGGAAGUUUUUUCCAAUAAGUUAAACUGUCAAGCUGUAGUAUUCAGGGAUGUGCAUGACAGAUAGCUUGGGGCAGUUUUUAAUUGCUAGUAUUAGCCAUACCAAUAGCUGACUAUUAAAAAAAAAAAAUCUGAGGCAACUAAACAUUCUCUACAAAGCAGAGAAGGGACUGGUCUGCCCUAUUAAAAGAAGUUUUCUCACUCAGCAAUUACCUACACUAAUGUAACCACUGGAACAGUUUAUAUUCCUCAUAAUAGGUUUGAGGGAACUGCUACUCAAGAGGAAAUAAUUUCUGUCUUUACAGUUGCUAUGGGGGGAGGAUGGAAUCAAGGAAUGGUCAGAUGAGAAAAAUAAUUAGCAGCCAUUGCUGACAACUCCUGAGAUACCUGUCACUGAAGC
Messenger RNA from Sarcophilus harrisii (Tasmanian devil), 8812 nucleotides. RefSeq names its product TOP1 binding arginine/serine rich protein (gene TOPORS). The transcript is spliced from 2 exons. Gene Ontology annotation, molecular function: ubiquitin protein ligase activity; metal ion binding. Gene Ontology annotation, biological process: protein polyubiquitination; protein monoubiquitination. Bases 293 to 3277 code for a protein of 994 amino acids. Lineage: Eukaryota; Metazoa; Chordata; Mammalia; Dasyuromorphia; Dasyuridae. The record is from RefSeq and is a predicted model, not a curated record.